This is a messenger RNA of Ostreobium quekettii, 3034 nucleotides long. Lineage: Eukaryota; Viridiplantae; Chlorophyta; Ulvophyceae; Bryopsidales; Ostreobiaceae. The record is from the annotation of a GenBank genome assembly.
GCCUUAUCGGUAUGGGUACCCUUUCGAGAUCAGCCUUGGCGUGGAUGCAAACGACAGAGUCGUGGACAACGCUGAGAAACACUAUGCGAUGGGACGGCUUGGCGCGCGAGGGAUAGCCGUCAUGCAGGACGGUUUCAAUGUAUACCUUUCUGGUGGAAAUGGCGGGCUAUACAGAUUCAGGCCGGAUAAAGGCAAUUUCGAUUCAGGCGAGCUGUUUGCCGCAGCUUUCACUUUCAGCGCCAACGUCACAACUGAGUUGACCAUCCAAGAGGGCGACACGUUCGGCAUCAAAUGGAUUUCCAUCGGACAGAAUGUUGCAGAAGACGUAGCAGAGCUCACCAGCGGAAACGAGGUCCUGGAGUUCACUGACAUGUUUAAGGACGACGUAGUUUCUGGAGCGAGCUGCGGUGCGGGCUUUCAACUCAUUACCUUGGGAGGCAACCGUGAGUGCCUGCGGACGGUCGACAAGAAGCUCGCCGCCGUGUUCGAGCCCGAACGCCUGGCGGCAAUGAACGGGGCGACGCUGGACGUCUUCAGGUUCUCCCAGAUGGCGACCAAGCUUGACGCCAAGCUGUUCUACCUGGCAGCGGAGGAGAUCCGCGGCGGCUCCCUGGACCUCAAGAGGAGGGGCAGCGUGAAUGUGGCGGCAAACCCGUGCGGCUGCGUGUUCGAGGUCACGAUCGACGAUGACUUCGUGGCGACGUCGAUGCGGGCGAUCAUGUGCGGCGACGACACUUCCGGCGUGGUGGCCGGCAACACGUGCAACACGGAGAAGGUUGCCAACCCGCGGUCGCUGACCUACGCCAACGAGUUCGAGAGCCUGCUGGUGGGCGAGGACACCGCGCACCACACCAACAACUUCCUGUGGGCGUGGGACCAGGAGACGGGCCGCGCGACGCGCAUCUUCCACGCCUCCCUGGACGGGGGGAUCACCAGCGUCAACUGGUUCCAGGACGUGGUCGGCGGCAACAACUACAUCGGCGUGACGAUCGCCGACCCCUUCGACACCUUCGGCUGGAUGUCCUACUUCGGGUCCUUCGACCUGAGCUUCAGCGAGCGGCAGAAGCUCACGCCCAGCGGCGUGGCCGUGCCGUACGCAGAGGGCCCCAGGGAGAUCCCCAUCGGCUUCAGCAGGCUGACGACCGGCACUGACGAGCUGUUGGGCGGCUGGACGCCGCUGUACCGGACUGGGCAGGAGAUCGAAAUCACGGGAGAGCCGAGGGAGAGCCUGGUGAUCGGCAGGCUCGUGGACGAGGACAACGUACCGGUGGACAGCUACAAAGAUGGCCCUGUGAAGCCUGAGCGCGUGGAGGAGCCAGACGAAUUCCACAAGCUGGGAUUCACAUCGCUGAUAGGGAUGUGCGAUCAAGUAUAUUCCGUCGCCGUGGUUGAUGCGUUGCCAGCCGUGAGCUAUGUUGUCACCCUCAAUGACAAUGGGACAGACCUGGAGGCGGUCUCUGCAAGCUACAUUGACUGGUCGCAGUGGGGCGGCCUGUGGCGGUCUGGUGGCGGUACUGUGACUCCAUGGAACACCCAUCUCGGCGGAGAAGCAUUCGAGCCAGACGGCAGGAAUUUCGUCGGCUUUGGAUGCCUGACCGGAUUCUCCAGCUGCUUCAAGUCCAGGGCGGAGCAGGAGUUCGACAACAGCAUCCAAUUCAUUCGAUACUUCAAUCGGUACAUAGACGACCUCGACAACAGCUUCCCCGCGCUGGCCGAGGCCUUCAAUCCGUAUCGCUACGGCUACGCCUACGAGGUCAAGGUGAACAAGUUCGGCUGCGCCGCGCCCACGAAGUACAUGACGCUGGGCCGCUUCUCCCACGGCGCCAUGCACAUCAUGCCCGAUGGGAAGACGGUGUACAUGACCGACUGGACGCGGGGCAGGGAGGUCGGCGGCGGCCUGUUCAAGUUCAUUGCCGACGAGGAAGGCGACCUCAGCUCGGGCACUUUGUACGCGGCCAAGUUCAAGGCAGUGAGGGGCAACCUCAAUAAGUACGGCAUUCGGUGGCUGGAGCUGGGAUCCGCCAAUAACAACGAGCUGGUGGAGAUGUCGGAGACGAUCACCUUCGAGGACAUGUUCAGCUCCAUACCGUCGUCGAAAAAGUGCACACUGCAGGUCGUGAACGUCAAAUCACAGGUGGAGUGUCUGGCGGUGAAGCGGGGCAUGGAGAAAAUGGCUGCGUUCUUCGAGACGCGGCGGUUCGCGGCCCUGCAGGGGGCCAGCGUCGAGUUGGCUAACACGCACGGCCUGACCUACGACCCCAAUUCCGGCAAGGUCCUCCUGUCCUUCACGCGCAUCUCCCAGAAGGAGAGGAUCAUGGUCCAGGACGACAUCGAGGGCUCCACCAACGACGUCAAGGUCGCGCUGGCGCCCUGCGGCUGCCUGUUCGCCAUGGACGUCACGUCCGACUACGACGUCACGGGCAUCGACCGCAUGUACUGCGGCGACGCCGUGGCGCAGGGCGAGACGCAGGACCAGAACACCUGCGGCAUAGAGCGCCCCGCCAACCCGGGCCGUCUGUCCGCGAUCCCCGGCCACGGCCUGCUGCUGAUGGCCGAGGACAACUGCCGCGUGGACAGCCGCGGGGUGGAGUGCGGCCACGAGAACGGGGUGGUGUGGGCCAUGGACUCGCGCCCGGGGCGGAGGGGGCGGCACGAGUUCACACGCGUGCUGACGGCGCCCGCGUUCGGGGCGGUGGCGGACACCGUGUGGUACCCGGACGUCCAGGGCAGGGCAUUCAUCGCUGCGACCAUCAACGAGCUGUACGGCAACAACGCCGUACGCCCGUACGACGAGACAGACCCGGCGGCCAUUUUCGGCUACAUCGGGCCACUGGCCGACGAGGAGGCUGACGCAAGGCGGGACGAAAUAAAGGCAGUGGAGCCCCGGUGCUACGAAGAGGAAGAAAACACUGGCGGCGCAGAAUUCCAGUGCCCCUUGGCCACAGCCAGGAGCUCCAAGGCGCCCAGGUCCAAGUCUCAGAAGUCCCCAAAGACACCCCCAUCCAGGGAAAAUGGGUCGUCGACGAAGAACUAA